UUAUCAUCGGUCUGUUCAGUUCGAGUCUCGCUCUGCUGCUUCGUCUUCUCCUUUCUUCUCGGUUAAGUAAAAGCAAAUUCGACAGGGAAGGAUGAAUUCUGCGAAUUUAGGUUCACGGGUUCAAGCUUGCUCGAUAUUUAGUCAUGGAGGCAGAUCCAAAUCUCUAACUAGUUCGAUGUUUAACCCCUUGCCGAGGUUGCCCAUGUCUCUCUUUUCUCCAAGGGUGAGAGGAGUUAUCGCUUCUUCUUCUUCUUCUGCUGCUGCUGCUUCCAUCUCUGCAGUUCAUGUCACCAAGGAGCAGGAGAAAACGCUGAAAGAGGGAGAAAGCCUAGAGAUGGAGACGGGCUUUAAUUUCAAAGCUUACAUGAUUCAGAAGGGAUCUUCCGUGAAUCAAGCCCUUGAAGGCGCUGUUUCCCUCAAAGAUCCGCUCAAGAUCCACGAAGCCAUGCGUUACUCACUCCUCGCCGGCGGCAAGCGUGUGCGUCCUAUCCUCUGCAUCGCCGCAUGCGAGCUCGUCGGAGGCGAUGAAAACACAGCGAUGCCUGCUGCGUGUGCGGUAGAGAUGAUCCAUACCAUGUCGUUGAUUCACGACGACCUUCCCUGUAUGGACAACGAUGAUCUCCGUCGUGGGAAGCCCACUAAUCACAAGGUUUUCGGCGAGGAUGUGGCUGUCAUUUCCGGCGAUGCUCUGCUAGCCUUCGCUUUCGAGCACAUCACCACCGCAACAGUCGGUGUUCCGCCAGCGAGGGUCGUUCGUGUUAUCGGUGAAUUGGCUAAGGUGAUUGGGAUCGGAGGCCUGGUUGCAGGUCAGGUGGUUGAUAUUGGUUCUGCAGGGGUUUCUGAUGUUGGAUUGGAGCAGCUUGAGUUCAUCCACACCCACAAGACUGCCUCCUUGCUUGAAGGAUCAGUGGUUCUUGGAGCGAUUCUGGGUGGUGGAUCUGAUGAACAAGUUGAGAAGCUGAGGAAAUUUGCGAGGUCUAUUGGGUUGCUGUUUCAGGUAGUGGACGAUAUCCUUGAUGUCACCAAAUCUUCUAAAGAUUUGGGGAAGACGGCCGGCAAGGAUUUGGUGGCUGACAAGGUUACUUAUCCAAAACUUCUUGGGUUAGAGAAAUCACGAGAGUUUGCAGAGAAGCUGAACAAAGAUGCUAAGGAAAUCCUCUCUGGAUUCGAUCCAGAGAAAGCGGCUCCACUGAUUGCUCUGGCAAACUAUAUUGCUUACAGACAGAACUAGUUUGUUUCUUGAAGAAAGAUUCUUGGUUGCCUAAUUUGUCCAGAAAUAAUUUGAAUAGAUAGGAUUAUAUGUUAGUAGGGGAAAAAAAGACUAAAAGUGCUAAUAGGCAGGCCUGUAUCAAGUCAAGUAUAAUUUUUCAAUGCCAAUCCAUUAUUUAUAUAUGGUUUUAUCAUCUUCAGCUUUCAUGAUAUAAUUCUCUUGUAUUGGAUCUUAGAAAUUUUUGGUUUGAUUUCAAUGCCUUGAGAGAUAUUUUAAGGAUUUCAAUCCAACAUCCCAUUCUUUCAAUUCAAGAUUUUGGCAGAUUCUGAGAUAUGUACAAGAUUCCCAAGUCCAAAACAGGAUUUUUCUCUUUUGUCACUUUAAAACAUCUUCAUCUGAAAUUCUUGGCAAACAACUCCAGAGGAAUUGUUGGAGUAGUGUUGCAGACCUCUACUCUUUUUAACUGAACAAAAGAGUUCCACAUAAAUACUCUGGCAUGACUUGUUCCAAUUGC
Telopea speciosissima is the source of this 1724-nucleotide messenger RNA. RefSeq names its product geranylgeranyl pyrophosphate synthase, chloroplastic-like. NCBI's taxonomy places the organism in Eukaryota, Viridiplantae, Streptophyta, Magnoliopsida, Proteales, Proteaceae. The transcript has a single exon. The record is from RefSeq and is a predicted model, not a curated record. Bases 92 to 1231 code for a protein of 379 amino acids. Gene Ontology annotation, molecular function: geranylgeranyl diphosphate synthase activity. Gene Ontology annotation, biological process: isoprenoid biosynthetic process.